Messenger RNA from Aureobasidium namibiae CBS 147.97, 1473 nucleotides. RefSeq lists its product as uncharacterized. The record is from RefSeq and is a predicted model, not a curated record. Lineage: Eukaryota; Fungi; Ascomycota; Dothideomycetes; Dothideales; Saccotheciaceae. The coding region runs from base 1 to 1473 and encodes 490 amino acids. Gene Ontology annotation, molecular function: N-acetyltransferase activity. The transcript has 2 exons.
AUGGAGCCCCUCAGAAAAGCUGGUCCAAAUGAGCGUCGCUGUAUCGUCCGUCAAGCGUUAGGCUACUAUCGCACUCUGGUUGUGGGAGGAGUUUACACAUUCGAAGAGCUCUCCUCGAACCUUCCAUUGGGAAGUUCUCUCAUCAAAGCCUUGAAGCACUGUGUCGCUUCGCAUCCGAUUCUGUCCGCCUGUAUCGUUGGUGAAGAGACAGAAACUCCGGAAUUUGUUAGACCAUCCUUCUUGAACCUGAACGACCACAUCGAAAUAUUGGCUACGCAACAUUCUCCGAAUGUUGUGGGCGAAAAAGACCUGAUCAAGCUGGUCCUGGCUCAAACCAACGAUCAUGUAUUCACCAGCUGUGAUAAAACACCCCCUUGGAAGAUCACUGUGCUACCUUUACCAGCCGAAGAGCAACAGAAGACGAGCAGAUAUCUCAUACUUUUCGGAUACUACCACUCACAUGGCGAUGGUAAAUCAGGACUGGCUUUCCAUAAAACCCUACUUUCUGGAUUGAAACAGGCGCACGGUGCGAACUGUGCCUACGACGAUGCUCCCAAGUUUGCGACCCCCGGUAGCCCCCUGCUCCCUACUCUAGAGAUGGCGGGACGGCUGUCGAUCUCCUGGAGUUACCUGCUUUCGCCACUGCUGGGGGCAUAUCUGCCAUCUUUCGUAGCGAACCCACUUGGUAUUCGUGCAUCAGCCACGCCAGAAGCAGAUGAUCAGUGGGCAGGCAACAAAACAUUCUUCGACUCCGAUGGGUACCAGACUCGACUUGAAGUCAUAUCUGUUGACCACAGUCAUGUUAAGAAGAUUCUUCAGGCAUGUCGAGAACGUAAUGUCAAGUUUACAGGCCUUUUGCAUCAGGUCAUAGUACAGGCCCUGAGCAGGGAACUGCCUUUUCAGAAAGCGGGCUGCUUCGUCUCGCAGACUGCUGUAGAUCUACGCUCUCAUCUAGAUGGAAUUUCUGACGACGAUAUGGCGCUUUGCCCAACAGCCUACUAUGAGCUGUUUCCAAGGACUGUGCAAGACGACGCAUCAAUGGCACCCAAUGCUAUGUCCGAUGCUGUCUGGGAUGCUGUACGCUCCACGACCCAAAGCUUAGCGCAGUGCGCCAGCACUUUGAAUGAUCAGCCGGUCGGAUUGCUGUCAUACCUUCGCAACAUGUAUCCAUGGACCGAGGGACAAAUCGGGAAGCGCAGAGAGUGCUCAUACGAAGUCAGCAACAUUAUGUCCUUCAACCCAGGCCCCUUCGUUCCGGAAGAGAUGUGGAACAUUGAGUCCAUGAUUUUUUCUCAGCCUGCCAAUGUCUCUUCUGGUUGCCUCAAUAUUAAUGUCGUCUCCAAGCAUCAGGGCGAUCUGACAGUGGUCAUCUCGUGGCAAGCGGGUGCUCUGGAUGUUCAGGAUGAGCAAACUCUUGUCGAAAACGUGGGCCAUCAUAUUGUCAAGAUUUUGGAGUCAAUUGGCCAGUCGUAG